Molecule: messenger RNA, 1848 nt
Organism: Vigna unguiculata (cowpea)
Lineage: Eukaryota; Viridiplantae; Streptophyta; Magnoliopsida; Fabales; Fabaceae
Molecular function (GO): zinc ion binding; nucleic acid binding
Source: RefSeq, a predicted model, not a curated record
AUGGCACCUAGACCUCCUCCUCCUCCUAUUCCUAACCCGGAUAGCUCUCACUUGGUGGGGACUAUUGAGGCGAUGUUGGCAGCCAUGCAACAGCAAAAUGCUAACAUGGUGAACCAACACAACUUGGCCUUGCAGCAGAUGGAGUCUGCUAGGCUUGCAGCAGAGGCCACCCAACAGAGGCACUUGGAAGCCUUACAUCAGCUAGGGGAGAAUCGAUCUGCGGCUGGAUCUUCCCAAGCUCCACCACCACGAGUGCAAGAGUGGAGUUUGGAGGACUUUCUCAAGCAUCAUCCAUCCCGCUUUGACGGCAAGACCACUCCAGAUGAGGCGGAUCAGUGGAUGCGAGAUAUGGAGAGGAUUUUUGAGGCCAAAAGAUGUCUAGCCGAGAAUAGACUGGCGUAUUCUGAGUACUUGUUGGCUGGAGAGGCUGUUCAUUGGUGGUCCAGUAUGAAAAUGAUGUUAGAAGACAGUAGGGAAACCAUCACUUGGGAGCUAUUCAAGAAGAAGUUCUAUGCUGAGUACUUCCCAGACAGUGUGAGGUAUGCCAAAGAAGUGGAGUUUUUACAAUUGAUGCAAGGGGAGAUGUCUGUAUCCGAGUAUGCAGAAAAGUUCAAACACUUGGGCAGAUUCCAUACUUUGAGGAUGGCAGAAGACUGGCAGUGUAGGAAGUUUGAGAAUGGGUUGAGGGGUGAUCUCCAACUCAUGGUGGCUCCACUCUCUAUAAAGGAGUUCCCCGCUUUGGUAGAAAAAGCAAGAGUAAUGGAGAAGCUGAAAGUGGAAGUUGAGGCUCAGCAGCGGUCUCAACAGAAGGUGGGAGGACCAUCUGGGUCCACUAGCCGACAGGAUGAUAGGAGGAAACCAUAUUCCAGACCUCCGCCUCAGGGCUCCAGGAGAUUUUCACCGCAGACACAUCAAACUCAGUCUCCUCAGUAUCAGUCUCCUCAGCACCUUUCUCCCAGACCUCGGUGUUUUCAGUGCGGAGGGCCCCACAUGAGGAGCGCUUGUCCUCAGCUUGGUAGUAGGCGGGCGUGUUAUAAAUGUGGCCAGGAAGGUUACAUUAUCAGAGAUUGCCCCACUGGCAGGAGCAUGGUGCCAAGACUUUCGACGCAGUCACAGCCACAGCAGACACGAGGAAGUUCUAGACCUCAGGCAGCUGGCCGAGUGUAUGCCAUGACGGGCACAGAGGCGAACAGAGCAGGUAACCUCGUCUUUGGGUCUUGCAUGAUUAAUGGUAGGAGCCUAUGUGUACUAUACGAUUCAGGAGCGACACACUCUUUUGUGUCAGAGUCUAUAGUGUUGGAGUUAGGUCUUCCGGCGAAGGAGCUCCAGUAUGACCUGGUGGUAUCCACGCCUGCUUCUGGGUUGAUCAGAACCUCGACCGUGUGUGCUAGGUGCCGGGUUGAGGUUGAGGGACGUCAAUACCGGGUAAACCUGAUCUGUUUACCUUUGGAGGGCUUAGAUGUAAUCUUAGAAAUGGAUUGGCUAUCUGCUAAUCACAUUCUCAUAGAUUGCAAAGAGAAGAGGGUGAUGUUUCCCAGCUCAGAGGAUGAUGUUGUGUUGAUGUCCUCACAGCAAGUGGAUCAAGCCAUCCAAGAGGGAUCUCAGUGUUUCUUGAUUCUAACUCAACUAUCUGUUGAGAAGGAGGGCGGACACCUUGAGACGUCAGUGGUGAGGGAAUUUUCUGAUGUUUUCCCUGAUGAGGUACCCGGCUUGCCCCCAUCUAGAGAAAUCGAGUUCUCUAUUGAUCUGGUACCUGGGGCAGGGCCAGUAUCGAUAGCACCUUACAGGAUGGCUCCUGCUGAACUGGCAGAGUUGAAAAAGCAGAUUGAGGAACUGCUAGAGAAAUAA